Molecule: messenger RNA, 8408 nt
Organism: Bufo gargarizans (Asiatic toad)
Lineage: Eukaryota; Metazoa; Chordata; Amphibia; Anura; Bufonidae
Gene: AKAP11
Product: A-kinase anchoring protein 11
Exons: 12
Coding region: 248-5707 (1819 amino acids)
Biological process (GO): intracellular protein localization
Cellular component (GO): cytoplasm
Molecular function (GO): protein kinase A binding
Source: RefSeq, a predicted model, not a curated record
ACCACAUCAGCUCGUCAGCUGCGCAGAGGAUCCUGCACGGUGUCCGGGCUCUGCUGGGGAUGCAGCGGCGGGCAGCACGAGCUCUGAUCUCCGGUCCCUGAUCUGCUGCAGCCCUGGGCAGGGACAGCAAGCAGGAGGGCUGCUGGGCCGCAGCUGUCACCGAGCACCGGCGGAGAGCUGAGGGGGCCUGACCCUGAGCGGAUCAUCUGAUAUCCAGACUAUCUGAGAGAAUCUUUGGCUGCUCAUCAUGGACUCUUGUACUCAAAGCCAGUGUUACCAGAUGAAACCCAAAUUAUCUGUGAAAAAAGAAUGUGUCAGCGAGGGGCUGCUGAAUUCUGUGAAGUCAUUACUACAGAGCAGGAAAGAGCUCUGCGCCAUCACAGAGGGCUUGAAGAGUAACAAUGCGGGGGAUUUUAUUGAGGUUACUUUCCUUGGACUAUUCGGGGAAUCGGGAACAGGAAAUAUUCAGAGUGCAGCAUCUUUUCACUUGGACAUUCCAGAACUGAUUAGGUCGCUUCAUCCGUGCAACCUAAAUGAAAAUGAAGUCCUUCUGUUAAAAGAUGGAAAGGAAGAGACUAAAUCCAAUACACCAGAGGGUCAUUUUUCAGGAACAGUGUGUUUAAUGAGUACAUCAUCAUCUCCCUUCUGUACAAGUGAUGCCUUGUUUGUAAUGUUGAGCAAAUAUACAGCUGGUGUAAAAUACGCAGUGGAGCAAGAAUGCUUAAGCAGAUUGAAUACGAAGGCAGAGCACCAUGAAGACGAUGAUACAAAUCACUCUGUCUCUUCAAUUGAGGAUGAUUUUGUAACUGCGUUUGAGCAUUUGGAUGAAGAGGAGCUUACAAAUAUAGGUGACAGCCAAGGACUUGGAUGGGAAACUCUGAAAAACCAACGUGAUGCUUCUUCCCAAACUCAGCCUACUCAUUGCUUAGAUAUCAGUGGAUCAAAAAUCCUAUUCAGCUCAGUACGCCGUCGAUCGUCUAUCAAAUCUGCAGUUCUAAUGGGUUACUUAGGACUUGCAGAAAUGUCAUCUUCUGUUAAAAAUACAGUUACAACAUCAAUGUAUAAUACCUGGACACAGAGAACUGUUUCUGCCCAUGAGAAAAUAUUUUCUCAGUCUCCUGUGGAAACCUCCGAAUCUGAGUGCUCAAGUCCAAGUCCUAUAAUUUUCUUAGAUGAAGAGGGUUACCAGAAAAGCUUAAAAGCAAAGCUUAACCUGCCAAAGAUUCCUGUUGGCAAAGAUGGCAUUGAGGACUCUGACUCUGAAUUAAGUGAAUUCUUCGAUAGUUUUGAUAGAUUUGAUGAACCAGAAUCAUCAUUAGAAGCCCUCUCUCAAAAUAACCAUAUAGCUGUUCUAGCAAGCCCAUCCAAAAAAAGAAAGUGUGCCAAAGAAAACAUUAGUACCGUUUGCAUGAAUCCACAAAAGUUUAAAAUUGAUUGUCCGACACUUUCAGCCAGUGUGAAGAAGCCUACUCCUCGUAAAGCAGAAUCUCCCUUUAGUAGCAUGAGUGAUUUACAAGACUCCCCUCGUCCAAAAAAGACGUGUUCUGACGACAGUGGUACAUUGUUUAGUCCUAUUCGAUCAUCUGCUUUUAGUCCUCCUGGAGUUCCCUCUGCAACAGAGUGUACAGCUCAUUUAGUUGGUCGUGGUGAUAUUCCUCCAUCUAAGGACAACUCUUAUGACCGGUUAAGUGAAUACGCAAACCGGGUGUGCAGUGACAUGUUUGACACGAUUUUAAAUGCCAAACCGCCCUCCAACAUUGUAAAGAAAGAGAAAACUCCAAAACUAAAACGUAAAUCUCAUGGCAAAGAGUCGGAACGGAAGUCUAAGUCAAAACACAAAUCCCUUAAGGGAGGAAUUCAGAAAUUUGCUGCAGACCUGGUAGAAAGGAGUUUAGGCAAUGCAUUUAAAGACUUGCAGAGAGGUGUUUCAUCUUGCACCAGUGCACUGUGUCACCUAGCUGCAAGGCUAACUUCAUAUGUUUUCCAAAUGGCGUUCUAUGAAAUUGGAAGGAGGCAGGCAUUCUCAAUUAAGAAACGUGCCAUUAAUAGCCUGGCAAACCUCAUGGUGAGUGAAGUCAUUACUAGUGCUCUACAAGAGCUCAGAUAUAUAAAGAAGCAGAUGGUUACCAAUGCAGUAACCCGUUUUGCUGCAGAUCUUGCUGAGGAGCUUGUUUUUGAAGGAAUUAUGGAAGUGUGUCAGUUUUCUCACCCACCUACUCCAAGUGCUUCUUACUGCCAAUCAUUUGAUUAUGAAGAUGUAGUUGUUAGUUCUUAUGCUAAAGACUUAUCAGAAUCAGUCAUUCAAGAAGCUUUUAUUGAGCUUUCUCAGAUGAAUGUGGGUUUUACACCAGAAGCUGCUAUAAGUGUUUCAAUGGAUAACCUCAAAUACGUAAGCUCUGAAGGUAUGAUGCAGGGAAGUCAAUCAUCGCCCAUAUUCCCUGCUCCUACAACUCAAGAAAUUUCUCCAGUAGAACAGAAGUCUAAGAAAGACUACACUGUGCAGUAUGCUUUGUUCUUUACAUCUGGUCUUGUGAGCUCUGUUCCUGUGCCUAUAGCUGCUAAAGUUUUGAGCCAACAACCAAUAUCAAAUGAUCAAAUGGAUAUUUCAGCAAGCAAAAAUUGGUGUGCUGACAAUGUAAACAAUUAUCACAUUUCUACAAACAGCAUUGCUGAUAUGUCAUCUGAUAAACAGAUUAUACUUGGUAAUGGCCAGCAAGAUGGAGUCAAUACCUACUCAGUGACAAUGGUGGAUAUGAUUGUAAAUGAAGCAUAUGAUGUUAUAAAGGUGGCCAAAACUGUGGAUGAUUAUGCUGAAAUAAUGACCAGAAACAUAACUGGCAUGCCUUUCCAGGACUCUUCACAAAAUCGUGUUGAAGAUUUAGGCAAGGUUAUUUUAAAAAAUUCUGUAGGCAAGAGCACACAAAUGUCUUCUAACAAAUUAGAAGAAAUUAAAUCCAGCAAUCUGCUUGAUUACAAUAAAAAUCUGACUGAAAUGAUUUAUUACUCUACAAAAUCUCCAGAGCAGCAAAAAAGAAUUUUUAGAUGUCCUCAAGCAGUGGGCCAUGCCACUUUAAACCCGUACUUUACUGUUAAGCAGUUGGAGAACAGUUACAAAUGUGACCCUACAGAGAAACAUCCCUUAAGCACUUGUCCAGGAACAUCAAAUGCUUCAAAUAAUAAAUUGGAUACAACUUCUGGAAGAAAUGUUCAUAGUACUGGUGGGUCUGAUCCCUCACUGUUUGGUCUUCACAGUUGUCUUCCUCAUAUUAACAGUUUUUCCUCAGUAAUGUGUAGUUGUGGUGAUGACUUUGUUGAAGAAAAGAAUAAUCAAAAAGACUCUGUGUCUACACUGCCUGGUACACCACCUCCAACACCGUUGACAACUUAUGACAUAAGUCCAGAAAGGAGUAUGAGAAAGCUUAAUAAGAGACUGAAAGGACAACUGGCAAAAGAGUUCUAUCCGGCCACCCCACCUUCUACUCCUCAUUUGUCUGUACAUGAACAUGACAAUGGGAAAAAAGAUGAUUUUAUGCUUAGGCUCAUGAGAUCACUUUCUGAAGAAGUUGAAAGCUCUAGCAGUGAUGAUAGUUCUGAAGAGCUUGAGGUAUCAGAAGAAACCUUCAGAUAUGCAGACUACUUAUCCAGCAACAUCAUAUCUAUUGCCACUGACAUGGCUUCUUACUCAUUAGAUGAUGACUCUUCACAGGGAGCAACAUCAAAGAACCUGUCACAGUUAAGUGUACUGAGUGAUAAAUGGGGUUAUCCUGCCUACAUGAGAAAUAUUACAGAGGAGCUGUUAGAGACUUUGUGCAACUAUGCAAACAGUGUUGCUGGUGAAGUCAUCAGUGAUGCAAAGGAAACCAUAGGAAGCCGAAAGAACUCUUUAUGUGAUGUAGAGUAUUGUAGUUCUCAAACAUCUGGCAAAGAUUGUCGACCGAAAGAGAGUUCCUUGAAGUAUGUAGGUAUGAAUUUUAAAGCAUAUGAUCCUACCACUCUUUCUCUGCCUAGUAACUGUGGUUUAGGUUUGACAUCGAAGUACCCCAGCUGUGAAAGUGUGACUGAAGAAUAUGCAGAUCAUCUUAUCAGAGUGCUAAAGAUGGAAGGAGGGAAUAGUGAGUUAAUUUUAGAUCAAUAUGCAAGCAGGUUAGUUUAUAGAGCUAUGAAGUCUGGCCUCCAGCAGGCCUCAAAAACUAUUAAAGUUCAGUGUAACAGGAAGAUUGUGUCUAGAGUUAAAUCUGAGGCCAAUACUAGCAAAGAAAUUCUUCGAUUGUUGAAUAGGACCCACCAUUCAGAGAAAGACAAACGUAGACAAAGUAAUGUUACCCUUCAUUCAUUUACUGAGGACUCUGUACAGAAACCUGAAUUUGCUGGACUACUUCAUUUUGCAGAGUCCCUUGCACAGACUAUAACUUGUGAUGUAAGGAGAAAGCUCAAAAUGUCUGCUGCAUCUCUUCCAAAAUCACUGACAGAUUCUUGUCUUUACUCUAAAUCAAAAAAUGAUUAUGUCACCAGUGAUCUUGUCAAAUCCUCAUUUCCCAAGUCACUCCUUUCCUCACCAUAUAAGCAGAAACUGUACCACAGCACCAGCAGUUUAAAUGAUCAUGGUCUUAAUGAUGGGAUUCUAAAAGCUAUUGAGCAGUAUGCUUGCAAAGUUGUUGACCGAACCUUGGAGGUUAGCAUGGAAGCAGCCAGGCUGCAGGCUGUGGAGAGUAAGAAGAAAACUGGGAAAGUUACUCAAGCUGGAAAACUAAUCCAUUCUUAUGGAACUGCAUGCAGGCUAUGUAGUGCAAUAGAGCAGCAUGGCAGCUCUGUAUCGCCUUGUCACUUCUUGCUGGGACAUGAUAGCUCAAGAAAAGGUAAACUGUGCUGUAAGUCCAGACUAAAUUCUUGUCAAAAAUCAAGAAUCUUUCAGCUUAACAUCCCUAAAAUUCACAUUGACCUUGAUAAAAGAUCAUUGAUUGCUGAUAAAAUAGUAAGUGCCGCGCUAGAAAAAGCAGAACGUGAGCUGAGUAGCGGAUGUCCGGGAGCUGAUAGCGGCAUCGGACACAAUGGCAUGAGCUUUGCUGAAAGUCUUACUGCAGAAAUCAUGAUGUCUGCUAUGAAGAAUGUCGGGCACGUCAAUAUAAGUUCUAUUGGCAAAGAUGGCUCCCAAUCAGUGGACUCGGUUACCAGUCAACAUACAAGUGUCAGUGUGGGUGAUGACAGUACAGGCAGCUGGUCAAAUCUGAGCUUCGAAGAUGAACACCAAGAUGAAUGCAGCAGUUUUCUUCAUCUUAGUGAUAGUAAUGGUAACAGCAGUAGCUGGAGCAGUCUGGGAUUGGAGGGAGACAUGGGUGAAGAGAAUUUAUCCUUCCCACCAUCAGACAGUGAUGGCACAGAAGAAAAAGAUGAAGACCCCAAAGUAACUGCGGAAGUUGUAAAUGAAAAAUGCAAGAUUCUAUACAUCAGAAAUGUGGACAUGGGACCAAGCAUGGUGGAGGCGCAGCUGAGGACCAUGUUACAGUGGAUCGCUGCCUCAGACUCUGGCGUUUCUGAGGUCCACUUUCUCCAUGCCAAACAAGACCUGUUGCCUCUUUUCAGACAUAUUAGAGAAAGGGGCUGGAGAAUUGGUGACCUCCUACAAGCUGUUCUACAGUACUGUGAAAACUCGGAUAUGUCUACAGAUAUACCCAGUGCUUUGUAUGGCUGGCUUUUGGAAUAUUGUUAACAUGCACUUUAUUACUGAAGAGACAGAUGUAAAUUUAUCUGCAAAUGGUUAUUUUAACAAACGUCUUUCUUUUUCUGUUCACUUGCUAUACUGUAGCUUUGCAUUGUGGAAUAUGUGUGUACAAACCUCUCCAUAUAUAAAUGAAGCAUAUCUAUGUGAUCGGUAUCUAAAUCUUCUGAGUACCAGUAGUGUUCUUGGCAUAAAGUGAAGAGACGUUUAUAUAGCACUUGUUGUAUCGGCUGCAGGACGCUAUUUUUUAUGUCACAUAUCUGUAUCUGAUAAUUGCUUCUAGGGUAUUUUUUUGUAACAUAAGUGAAGUUAGAAUACUACUUUAUCAUUUAGAGCAGUUUUCCUCAACUCCAGUCCUGAGUUCCCACCUGCCGGUCAUGAUUUGAGAAUAUCUCACAGAAUGAAUAACUGUGGCAAGUCCCGAUGCAUUGACAAUAAUAUAUCUGCCCAGUAGUAAGGAAGUCCUGAAAACAUGACCUGCUGGGUGAUGGAAUGUCUGGAGUUAAGAAACACUGAUUUAGAGGAUUUGUACACACAGCACACAAAUAUUGUGAGACACAUGUGAUUGUAUAAUGUAUCAUUUCUCAGCACUUGUAUAAUGAGUUCACUCCACAAAUUUGUGGCCCGAGAAAAAAUAUGGACAUGGCACACAGCAAAAUAGAAAAUAAUUGUCUUAGCUAGAUUUAGAAGUGUAAAGUACUGUAGACACAUGGCCUUCAAGAUCAACCCAAUACUCUUGUUGGUGCCUAAAUGAAUGAGGCAAAGAAGGGUGAUAGUGGAUUCAAGUCUAACCCCUUCACUACCAGCACUGUACAUGUACGGCGCUGGAGCGAUGGGCAGACAUGGCGCCUGCUCGACUGUGCAGCGGGCGUCGUAUAUUGCGAUACUAAAGUAAGAAAAACUGAAUGAGAUCACUGCUCAUAAUUAAAACACUGGUUCUCUGUAGAAAGAAAAGGCAGAUGACAUUUCUUUUAACUUCUGGGUAAUGCUGACUUGACAUUUGUUUUGUACACUGGCCACUCACAGUAGACACUUUUCAGACUGGGUUUACACAGGGGCCCAGAUUUACUAAUGUAUCUGCACCAAAAAAUCUGUCUAAAAAAAAAGUGGUGCAGAUUGGCACAAUUUUAUGCAUCUCUGGUUUCUAGACUUUUCCCAACAUGCUCAAUAAGGGGGUUUGGCUUAGUGGAAAGUAGGCGUGGCUUCACUGAAGGGGGCAGUCUAUUAGUGGUUCGGAGACAGCAAGUAGCUUUGUAUUCAAUCUUUAUUUUACCAGUGGUAUAAUCUCAUAACAUUUAUUGCUUAUAGCAACUUUUCGGACCCAGUUCGGUGCCCUUUGUCAAGCUGUGAGGCCGGUCAUGAUAUUUCCACGGAGUGCGGAAGGGGGCAGGCCUAAGAUGUGCAAUUUUGCACCAAAAUUUCAGCGUAUUUCUGGCUUAAAAAUCUGUGUUAAAGUAAGCCCUCCAAUAGUUGGUAUACAGAGAAGUGUCUAUCCCUGAACCAGAUUUAUCGUCCAGCCUGAGCCAUUGUGAUAAAUCUGGUGGAGGUCUAGCAGGUCAAUACGUACGCCCUCUUUCCGAUUAGUAAAUCUAAGCUACAGUGUUUUUUAUGGCGAUUUUGUGUUUUUGAGCCAUUUGAAAACGCAUCAGAAAAACUACCACUACCGCCAUCUUCAUAGAAAAUUGUCGCUGAUAAGACCGUGGGGUCUUAGUAACUAAUUAGAUCAUGAUUUAUUCAGUCGGUAUUCAUUGUUAAUGGCCAGUGCGUAACCCGUAAAACCGUACAUCUACUGUGUUAACAACGAGCACCAAAAUCAAUAACUUGUUUAGUUAAUGAUUCUGCAGCCGCAUCUCAACAGCAGCACAGCCGUACCAUGUGACUGUACCCUAAGGGCUCUUUCACUCUAGGGAUGUGAUGCGUGUUGUGAACUCAUAGCAUUUGAACUGACUCCUGACGCAGUCAUUUCAGUGCGUCUGUGCAGCUUUUCACGUAUCAUCUUUGUGUUCAGGAAAAAUCGCAGCAUGUUCUAUAUUGUGCGUUUUUCACGCAGCUCCGGCUUCAUAAUAGUGAAUGGGGCUUGUGUGAAAAACGUAAGGCAUCUGAAUGCAAUGAGUUUCUCACUGAUGGAUGCUAGGAGAGGCAGCGUGUUAUUCUUCCGUUUUUCUUCACGCAUCCGCGUGGAGAAAGCUGAAACACUCAGCACAACCGCAGAAAAAACUGACUGAACUUGCGUGCAAAACCAAUCGCGCUCUCCGCCUCAUCAUUGGUUCUGGUUGCUUCUCUCUCUCCCCUCUUGCAUCUCUGCCUAUUCAGACUGACUGAGCUGUAUAAACACUAGCUGUUCACUAGGAAAUCAGUGCAUGGAGAGAUGAUUUCUGCUGCACUGUAGAAAGCGCAGAAUGAUUGACAGAUUAUCAGGUAAAUGCCACACAUGGAAAUAAGCCUCUGGAAGUGUGCUUUACCGCUGUAUCUAUUUUAAGUGAGUAGAGUACAUUUUAACCUGUUGCAGAAAAUAAUAAUCAAAAAAGUUCCAAUAUAUUUCUUUGGGUAAACCUUCCAUUUUUAGGAGCCUUACAUCAUUUGCUGUCUCUUUAGACAUUGCUCUGUGCAGUAUGUUGUUACAUAUUUUGCGUGUACCUUUGCACAAAAUGUACAUAUUAAUUAAUAUUAAUAAAGCUAUUGUUGUAAUGUU